UGUUGUGUUUCGCGUUUGUUUGUUGCUGUGCUGCACAAAGAGACUAUUUUGAAAAUAUUUGUUUGCUGUCGCUUUGUUCUGCGUAGUUCAAUUUGAACUGAUUAAAAAGUGAUUCUAUAAUAAUAACAUUUUAAAAAUGUCAGGUUGUGAUUCUCAAAAAGCAGAAAGCUCUAAAGAUAACAUUUCUACCAAUUCGAUCGACGAGGGUUUGCCGAGAGAACUGAGCCAGUUGAGCCUUUCAAGUGCAUCGAGUCAAGAUGAGUUUUAUUGUGAUAAAGGCCAUUCUGAAAUAACACUUAAAAACUUGUUCCAAUAUUUUCAAUCUCAAAAAUUAUGUGACGUCGCACUAAUUGCUGGAGGAUGCAGGAUUCCAGCCCACAAAGUAAUGUUAGCAUCAUGCAGUGAGUACUUUGCUGCUAUGUUCACUGGAUCAUUACGAGAAUCCCAGUUAACAGAAAUAACUCUGGAGCGGGUUGAUUCACAGGCUCUCCAGGCUCUUGUGCGGUACUGCUAUACUGGAACUAUAGAACUAAGGGAAGAGACAGUAGAAGUACUUUUGUCUACAGCAAGCUUGCUGCAGUUAAAUACAGUCACAGAUGCUUGUUGUGCUUUCCUAAAGAAACAGCUUGAUCCAUGUAACUGUUUAGGGAUAGCUUUGUUCGCUGAGCAGCAGUCUUGUAUGACUUUACACAAGAGUGCUUUGGAGUAUACUUAUCAGCAUUUCAUGCAGGUGGUGAAGCAUCAAGAGUUCCUAUCUCUGCAAAUGGAUCAGCUUGCAAGUUUGCUCAAGUCCGAUGACCUCAACGUGAUAACAGAGGAGAAUGUUUUCGAAAGUCUGAUGACAUGGGUGCAACAUGACAGUGCCAACAGAGAACAAUAUUUGCCAACUUUACUGAAGCUUAUUAAGUUACCAUUACUUUCUUCUGAGUACUUAAUCGAUAAAGUGGAACUAGCAUGUGGUAAUGUCCCAGAGUGCCAACCCUUGAUAAUGGAAGCUGUCAAGUGGCAUCUUCUCCCCGAAAGACGCUCAUUGCUUUUCUCGCACAGAACCAGGCCAAGGACAUCAACAAUUGGAAGAUUGUUAGCAAUCGGAGGCAUGGAUGGCUAUAAGGGUGCAAGCAAUAUGGAAAUGUAUGACCCCAGAACCAACACAUGGACUCCAUUUAUGAGGAUGGGCGCAAGGAGGCUACAGUUUGGAGUAGCAGUGCUACAAAAUAAACUUAUUGUUGUUGGAGGCAGAGACGGUUUAAAGACUUUAAAUACGGUGGAAUGUUUUGAUAUGACGUCAUUAAGUUGGAGUACACUGGCGCCGAUGAAUACACACCGACAUGGAUUAGGAGUUGCAGUUUUAGGAGAUGGACCUAAUUCGCCUAUUUACGCAGUCGGCGGGCAUGAUGGCUGGAUAUAUUUAAAUUCAGUGGAAAGAUGGGACGCAUGUUCGCGCACGUGGACCAUAGUUUCGCCGAUGACGGGCGCGCGGAGCACUUGCGGCGUGGCGGCACUCCGCGGGCGACUGUACGCGGUGGGCGGCCGCGACGGCGGAGCUUGCCUGCGCUCCGUCGAGUGCUACGAUCCCACCACCAACCACUGGACCAACUGUGCUGCUAUGACGCGUCGCCGUGGGGGAGUCAGCGUGUGCGCGGCGGGCAGCUACCUGUACGCAUUAGGCGGGCACGAGGCGCCGGCGAACACGGUGGGCGGGCGGCUGGCGUGCGUGGAGCGCUACGACCCCGCCGCCGACUCGUGGCUGCUGCUGGCGCGCCUGUCCUACGGCCGCGACGCCAUCGGCUCCUGCCUGCUCGGCGACCGCAUCGUGGCCGUCGGUGGCUAUGAUGGAGUGCAGUACCUGUGCGUCGUCGAAGUGUACGACUCAGAGUCGAACUGCUGGCGCAAGCUCGCGCCUCUGAGCACGGGGCGCGCGGGCGCCGCCGUGGUGGCCGUGCCGCCGCCGCGCAACCUGUUCUGAUACCGCGGCCACUCGCUGCUCACCUACGUCAUCGCCUGAGGCGGCGCGA
Molecule: messenger RNA, 2015 nt
Organism: Ostrinia nubilalis (European corn borer)
Lineage: Eukaryota; Metazoa; Arthropoda; Insecta; Lepidoptera; Crambidae
Product: kelch-like protein 5
Exons: 10
Coding region: 137-1966 (609 amino acids)
Molecular function (GO): protein binding
Source: RefSeq, a predicted model, not a curated record